AGCACAGUCAUGUCCUUCAAACUCUGAGUAGACCUCUGUUUAUCUUUUUUUCAGCAAAAUAUUAAGCCUAAAUUUAAUUAACCAGUGGUCAACUGAAUAUUGUUUAUUUAUUUAUUGAAAUUUUCAUAUUCAAAUUGUGUGAUUUCACUAUCAAAUAGAAUUAUUCAACAAUGAAGUUGACUAGUUUGUUAAGAGCUGCUGGUAAGCCUCGUCUAGCAAUGAUUGAUUUGGACUUUACAUUGUGGCCAUGGGGAGUUGAUAAAUUUAAGAUGGUCCCACCAUAUUUUAAAAAAGAUGAUGGAGUUUAUGAUUCGAAAGGUGUUAAAAUGGAACCUUUCCCUGAAGCUGAGAAGGCCCUGCGUCUCAUCAAGGAACAUGGUAUCGAUUUAGCUGCCGUUUCAAGAUCAUAUUAUUACCAUGGAGGUCCUGUUCUCCUCUUCUAUUACGGUUGGAGUGAACUUUUUGCACACCAAGAAGUCUUUCCGGCUCGAAAGACCCACCACGUUACCAAACUUCAUGAAGCUACUGGUAUUCCCUAUUCAGAGAUGUUGUUAUUCGAUGACGAAAAAAGAAACAUUGAUGAUUUGUCUCCUUUAGGUGUUCACUGUGUUGAAGUUAACCCAAAUCAAGGACUAACUCUAAACCUCGUAAAGAAGGCAUUGGAAAGCUUCGGUCAAUUGUCUGGAGACCAACAGCAAAGAGCUAAAAUAGCUGGUUAAUUAGGAAAUUUCAAUUAAAUAUGUAACGCUCUGAAUUUUCUCAGCUAUAGCCCUUUUUGAACUGAAAGUGGUCAAAAUAAGAGUUCAAUGAAUAUUAUGUUGACUAGUUUAAACUCUCUUUAGAUUUGGCUGGUAAUUUUGUGAAUAAAUUGUUCAAUUCUAAUUUUA
Molecule: messenger RNA, 887 nt
Organism: Tetranychus urticae (two-spotted spider mite)
Lineage: Eukaryota; Metazoa; Arthropoda; Arachnida; Trombidiformes; Tetranychidae
Product: magnesium-dependent phosphatase 1
Molecular function (GO): acid phosphatase activity
Source: RefSeq, a predicted model, not a curated record